Messenger RNA from Pistacia vera, 2319 nucleotides. RefSeq lists its product as uncharacterized. The transcript has 6 exons. Bases 445 to 1968 code for a protein of 507 amino acids. Lineage: Eukaryota; Viridiplantae; Streptophyta; Magnoliopsida; Sapindales; Anacardiaceae. The record is from RefSeq and is a predicted model, not a curated record.
UAUCAUCCUAUGUUGCCAAGAAAUUUGUUGUUCUUUUUCAUAAGUGCUCUGGCUGCUCAUGCUUUUGGUUUAAUAAUUUAACUAGAAUUAGGCAAAGAAUGCCGGCAGCUCAACCAAGGUCUUUAGUUGUGUUCAAACACCCUAAAUUUUGUGGAAGAUAUACAUAUAUAUUCUUCAAUGCAUAGGAAAUGAUUGUUGAACAUUUUUUUGUUGGAAUUUACAGGCAUCUCAAUAUUUUCUUUACGAGGGCUACUAUUCCUUCCAACAUUUUGGCUUACCAUUUUCUUAACUAGAAAAUGACAUUCCCAAUCAAUGAAUUUUCCAUGGGAGAUUCUAUUUCAUUUUUAUUGUUGUUUUUUUUUUUUUUACAUGUAUUAAGCAUUGUUUGUGUAUCGCCUGUUUUAGCAUUUUACUAAAUUAACAUAAAGAUUGAUUUGUUAUUUUAUGAUGAUGCAGGAGAUGAAGCGACAAUGUGAUGAAAAAAGAAGUGUAUAUGAUUACAUGGUGAUGAGGCAGAGAGAAAAAGGGAGGUCAAAAAGUGGGAAAGGAGAAACUUUUUCUAUGCAACAGUUGCAAACAGCUCAUGAUGAGUAUGAUGAGGAGGCAACCUUAUUUGUUUUUCGUUUGAAGUCUCUGAAGCAAGGACAAUCCCGGAGUCUUCUUACACAAGCCGCUAGACACCAUGCUGCUCAGAUGUGUUUCUUCAAGAAGGCUCUUAAGUCUCUCGAGGCAAUAGAGCCACAUGUGAAAAUGGUUACAGAACAACAGCACAUUGAUUACCAGUUCAGUGGACUUGAAGAUGAUGAUGGGGAUGAUGGUGAUGAUGAUGAUGAAAGCUCUGAUACACAUGGUGACGGGGAAUUGAGUUUUGACUAUGGACAAAAUGACCAGGAGAAUGUUUCUACUUCGCGAAACUCAAUGGAGUUGGAUGAGGCAGACAUUACAUUUCCCCAAGUUGCUCCUGUGGAGACUGCAAUGGAAAAUCUGGAUAGAGGCUAUAGGAGAUCCAUUUCCUUUAGUAGGGAUGUUAGGCUAGGAAGCCAGUCAGCGCCAAUUUUUGCUGAAUUCAAAUCUGACCCUAUUGACAAGGUUAAGCAAAUGCAACCGUCAUCUUCACGGAAGUUCAACACAUAUGUACUACCAACACCAGUAGCUACAAAGGGUUCAACUUCUUCAGGACCAGGUAGUCCAGUUCCUCACCCAGUGAAGUCAAGUUUGAGUGGAUAUACUCAUAAUGUGUGGCAUUCAUCCCCCUUGGACCGAACAAAAUUUGAUAAAAGUUUGAGUGAUGAGAAAGUCUCCAGAUCUUUCGCACAGUCUGUCCUCAGAGAGAACAACAAUAAUACUGCAUCAACUCGACUACCUCCUCCUUUGGCAGAUGGGUUUUUAUUUUCGCGGUUUGAUCCUCCAGGUGCUUCUGAUUAUAAAAAAAUCAAAAGACAAUCUUUUUCUGGUCCAAUUACAAGUAUACCCUCAGCUAUGAAAACUGUCUCAAAGGAACAUCCCCAAAUGUUAUCUGGACCAAUUUUACGAAGUCCGAUAGCUCAACCACCAACCUCAUCCCCGAAAAUUUCUCCAAGUGCUUCCCCUACUUUUACGUCUUCACCCAAGAUAAGUGAGCUUCAUGAACUUCCAAGACCCCCUGCCAAUUCUAUUUCCAAGUCUUCAAGAUCUAUGGUGGUUGGUCAUUCAGCUCCCUUGAGGCCCAAAGUUCAAAUGCCUUACGCUACCAAUAGAUCAUCGGUGUCAAAUGCAGCGUCUCCACUGCCAACACCUCCUGAGGCAAUCACUCGUAGUUUUUCCAUACCCUCAAGGGAGCAUAAAAUGACUUCCUUAGAUGUUUCCAAGCCACACAAUUUAGGGAUGGUAUCGCCUCCUCUAUCACCAUUAACUUUAACUAACAAGAAGUCACCAUCAACUGGUUCAGAAACUGUUGCCCAGGUUGUUGAAAUUACAGGUGCGGAGUAAUUCUUUUGGUCGGUAGGAAUUUUUCCUGACUUGACAGAAACAUUUAUGGGGGUGAGAUUGUCUCACAAAAUUUCGUACAGGCAAAAAUGUGUAUAUAUCUUCUCGUCUAUUCUUUCGUUUCGGUCUCUACUUUGUCAUCCUUCUCCUUAUUUAUAUCUUGAACAGUGGGCAUAAGUUAAUUAAAUAAUUGCCCAUGUGUUCCAUUAUUCAAGGAGGAAUUUUGUAUCUUCACAUAGGAAUUAAUAGCAAAUUCCCUUUUUAUUAUUCCCAGCAAUUCCUUUUAAAUAUUUCUAAUUCUGUUGUAGCAGUGUAUUGCACCUUAAGAAAAUUCUAUUGACACGUUGUUCACAA